This is a messenger RNA of Thermochaetoides thermophila DSM 1495, 675 nucleotides long. RefSeq lists its product as uncharacterized. The record is from RefSeq and is a predicted model, not a curated record. The coding region runs from base 1 to 675 and encodes 224 amino acids. The transcript has 2 exons. NCBI's taxonomy places the organism in Eukaryota, Fungi, Ascomycota, Sordariomycetes, Sordariales, Chaetomiaceae.
AUGGCAACUGUCCGCACCCUGCUUUCUGCUUUUCUCCUCUUUCUGAGCUCGACAACCACAACGUUUGUCAAUGCCCACGGUGCAAUCAUUGCAGCUGUUGGAGAUGCUGGAGGCCGCGGUUCAGCUUUGGGAAUCGACCCAACCACACCUCGUGACGGCACUAGACGCAACCCAUUCCAGCGCGAUACAACUCGCUUCCGUGGUUCAUCAGCUGCGACCCUAGGCGAAACCCUUCAGGGCGGUGACAACCAGCUUGAAUCUGGCACCCAAGCCAUUCUGGCCCAAAACGGCGGCACACUCCCUCAGGUCACCCCUGGCGGAGAGCUGAGGAUGACGCUGCAUCAGGUCAAUGGUGAUGGCGGUGGCCCGUACCAAUGCAUGAUCAACUCCGACGGCACUGCAACCACCUGGGAGCCGUUAACUGUAACACAGAAUGUUCCGGGCAGAAGGGGCAACAAUAGAGAUGGCCGCAUGACCGACUUUCCAUUGACGGUUUCGAUCCCUACGACUCAAACUUGCACGGGCAGUGCCGCCGGGCAGGAUAAUCUUUGUCUGGUGCGGUGCCAAAAUCCGGCACGAGCAGGCCCGUUUGGUGGUGUUGUACCGGUGCAGCUCGUUUCUGGAGAACAAGCACGCAAGAGAACACUGAAGAUCGGCAGGCGUCUUCCCCAGUAA